This is a messenger RNA of Styela clava, 2150 nucleotides long. NCBI's taxonomy places the organism in Eukaryota, Metazoa, Chordata, Ascidiacea, Stolidobranchia, Styelidae. The record is from RefSeq and is a predicted model, not a curated record.
AAAGAACGUAGGCAUUGUCCAUGAGAAAUAUCCUAGGCUAUGUGUAAGACUUUUUGUGACAAUAACAUGUAUUCACUGCAGAAAAUCAAACCAAUGUUUCGUGUACUCAAACUCAAAGGGACCGUUUGAAGCAUUAAUUAAAUAUUCGCCAUGCCUCCGAUUUGAGUUCACUAACACGGUGAGUGAAAUAUGCAAGUAUUCUCUAUGACUCAUGAGUAAAUGAGAAUGUGUCAAUCUUCUGUUACAGCAGAAGGCAAUUAUUGCGAACAAGCUGUCAAUCAACGUCUUGCGUGAUUGGCAGAGGACAGAACGCAUUCUGCAUUUCGUCAUACUUCCGUUUCAGAAUACUAUAAGGUUUGUCGAAGUCGGUAUUUUGUAAAUACUGCGAUUUCGGGACACUAUGAAGUCAGUACGAAAGUAAUCAGUAGUGGAAUAUUAUCCAUAGCCUCUGGACAAUACUAUGAGUACAGAAAAAUCAAACGAUACCGUCAAUCAUUCUGCUGCGUUCCGAGACACCGGUGUGAACGUUAAUCAUGACUUUGAAGCGGAGAGGAUAGCAAUAAGAACUAUAACGGCAAUCGUGUCUGCACUCUCACUUUAUCUGGCACUGUGUCAGAUUGUACUUUGGUUUCGAGGAGAAUGCUUUCGGUGCAAAAAGUCGGAAAACCACACGCAUGCAUCUUCAAUUCAAUUUCUUUGCGUAUUUGCCGCGGUUAUGACAUUUUUGCGAGUUGGAAUACCCUUGGAGGAAAUGUUGCAGAACGAAAACACUACAGACUGUUUCAUAGCAUUUGAAUUUCGAGUCAUUACCUAUGGGCUUGCACUGUCUUCGCUAUAUAUUAUAUUAUGGAUGCGCCAAAGAGUUUUUUACUGGUCUCCUGCACUAAGCGAUUUAACGUCGCCGAUUGUCCGCUUUCUCAGCUUCUCGAUGCCUGUUAUAAUAUCUCUAGGUUGUAUUGGAACUAUCAUUCUGGUGAACAUCACAGAAAAAUCUGUCGGAACAAGACUUGGAUGCGCUGUCGUAAAAAAUCCGUUUAAUCGAUUGUCAUGGAUUUUCAAAGGAGUUGCAUUUUGCAUAAUGCAAGGUAUUUUAUUGUCCUUGCUUAUAUACCCAUUAUUGAAGCACAGGAAAGCAAUGAGAGCAACAGUCUCGAAUGAGACGACUCAGAUUGAUUUCUUGAUUAAACGUGUACUAAUCACUACCGUGAUUUGUGUUUGCGCAGAUACAAUCACCAAUCUCGUUGGAUUUGCAUACAGAAGAGAUUUAACAUUAGUGCAUCAUUUUAUUUAUGACAUUAACAUAAAUAUAGACUUGGUAGCUGUCCUCUGUUCAUUCAAAGACUGGCGAGAGAAACUCUUUCCAUGGGGCAGCAUAUCAUGCAUACGAGAGUCCCAAAACAAUGGAAACAGCGUUUAAAUGACUAAAAUGUUUCAAGAAUCAGGCAGACAUCGUAAAAGCCUGUUUUUUUUUUUAUUUCACACGAAGUGUUUUUAUAACACCACCUGAAAAUUAAGACUGUGAAAGGUUAUCGAACCACCGUAAUGAUCUAGUAAAUGUUGUAUAAUUGCAAUAGUUACUGUAUUAUGUAUUUAUUACUUUACUGCAACUAAUUUGCUCAAUUUCAAAACACUUUUAUGACAAAUGUUUAUUACUGUACUUAUUGUCCUCUGUCUAAUCAGUAAAUAAGUUCACAUUCGAAUUCUGAAGUUGAAACAAUGCCCUGAGCAAUGAUACAUGUUAUUUAUGUGUUCAAAAGCAAAUGAAACAUAAUCUAUGAACGGGAUAUUUUGUUGACUUACUUCCCAAUGUUUGAAACAAUCUGUCUUGAAGUGGUUCUGUUGCUGUUUUCAUAUCCUCACCUGAAAAAGAGAAUAAAUAAGGUUAUUGAACUAUUCCAACAACCAGUACAAUAUAAAUAUUGUAUACUUGUGAUAUUUCACAUAUUAUGUAAUUAUUGUAUUACAAAUGUUAUCAAUUUCUCAUAACUGUCUCUUUCUGUGACUGAAUAUACAUUUUGUUUUGCUUUUCCAUUAUUUGUUUCAGUGAAGUUCACUUUUGAACUCUUUAUUUCAAACAUUGUCCAGAACAAUGACAUAUUCGUUUAUAUGUUUAAGACUUUAAGAGCAACUGACAUUUACACGUAUCAGCA